Raphanus sativus (radish) is the source of this 1834-nucleotide messenger RNA. Its product is annotated as FBD-associated F-box protein At5g22730. Bases 250 to 1647 code for a protein of 465 amino acids. The transcript has 3 exons. Gene Ontology annotation, molecular function: protein binding. The record is from RefSeq and is a predicted model, not a curated record. NCBI's taxonomy places the organism in Eukaryota, Viridiplantae, Streptophyta, Magnoliopsida, Brassicales, Brassicaceae.
ACAUUUUGAGCCCGACCCUUGGAAAACCACUCUCCAUAAACCUGAGAAGAACUGAAGCGGCCCGGCGACUACACCUUCCUGUAUCUUCCCAAGUUCAAAACCCUAAACAAGUCAGGUGAUUUCAUCAUCACCUCCUCCCAUUUAAAAGCCCUAAACUCAAUUCUGUAUUCAUACUUAAAAAGAUUUCAAGGUUUAUUCUCUCUGUGUGAUCGAUCUUUUCCGGUUCAGUUUUCUCGACCGGCGGUUCUUAUGGAGGAAAAAAGCUUUUCCAGACAACAAGGAAUGUAUUACAAAAGGGGCAGAGAGGAUCUGAUAAGCAAACUCCCCGAUUCUUUGUUGUCUCAGAUACUCUCCCACCUUCCGACAAAGGAUGCCGUCAGGACAAGUGUUCUCUCCCAUAGGUGGAAAAGCGUUUGGCUUUUGGUUCCUAAUUUGGAUCUGUCCUCUUCCGAGUUCCCAGAUUACACUGCCUUUGCUAGUUUCAUAGACAAGCUUCUAGCUUUCUCUAGAGAAGAGAACUCAGUCUUGUACAAACUCAAGCUAACCCUUCAGAAAAAAGAUGAGAGUGACCAGUCUUGUGUAACACGGUGGAUAGAUUCUGCGGCUAACCCUAAACUCAACCAUCUCGAUCUCGAGUGUGCACUCGCGAACCGUAGGUUUCUAGAGACCAUCCCACAAAGCCUUUAUACAGAAUGCGACACCCUGGUGUAUCUAAGACUCCAUCGUGUCUCCUUGGGCGAGAUUAAAUCUGUCUCUUUGCUUUGUCUCAAGACCAUGCGCUUAGAACACAACGUCUACGCCAGCGACGCGAGUCUGGAGUCACUCAUCUCGUCUUGUUCUCUUCUCGAGGAUUUGAGCAUUGUUAGAAUGGUUCCGGAUAACGUGAGGGUUGUGCGUGUGAGGUCUCAGUCGUUGACUAGCUUUCAUGUAGACUAUCUGCUUGGUGAAGGUGAUGACUUUUUUGGUGACUUGGUGAGAGAAGGCUCGGGGGUUUUCAUCGAUGCGCCUAGGCUCAAGUACUUGAAGUUCGAUGAUGAUUUUUCGGACAGUAAAGUCAUCGCCAAUCCAGUGUCAUUAGAGAAAGUCAACCUUGCUUUCGUCUUUGGUGAGCAUGAUUUCACCGACGUGGUAGAGUUACCAAAGCGAAACAUGUUCCGCGGUUUCUUUAAGAGCAUUUCGGGAGUUAAGGAGAUGAAGAUCUCUGCGUAUACUAUGGAGUUUCUUGAUAACAACAGGGAGUACGAGACAUACGACCCGUUGCCUCAGUUCUGCAAUGUUUCCAUUUUAAAAGUGGCGUUUUACGUGGUGAAUCUUGAUAUGAUGCCAACCCUUCUUGAGAGCUUCCCAAAUCUGAAAUCACUCGUCUUAACGCUGGAUUUUUAUGAUCCUUUGGAGGAAGAAGCUGAUGUGAGACACUUAGCUGUACCUACGUGUCUGCUGUCAUCGUUAGAGUCUGUAAAGAUAAGGCGUUUCAACAGAGGGCCUGUUUACAUGGAAGUAGCUAGGUACUUUUUGGAGAACUCCCAUGUCCUCAAGAAACUUGUUCUGGAUUUUAGGUGUUUGGGGGUAGAAGAAGGGUUUAACAUGUUGAGGGAUCUCAUUGCGUUGCCCAGGCUAUCUGCCUCGUGUCAAGUCCUACUUUGUUGAUGGCUGGCAAGGUGUAUUGAUUGAUCAGACGGAGAGUAGCAGCAUUUCAUGUUGUUAUUUUUUUAUCUUUGUUGAUGGCCACUAGUUAUGUGGAUGAUAAUUGAGAAUUCUAUAACAAUAAGGGACGUAACUGUGAGUGAAACAAAUUUGAAGGUAAUAUGCAUAUGUCAAUGUAGUAGAUGAACAA